UGAGGAGACAGAUUGCCUGUAAGCAUGCUCUCUCGUCCCAAUAGUGUUUACCCGAGAGAAAUAGAUAUUGUUAUUGCAUGCCAUGUUCAUUGUUUUCAAUAACCAUAGUUGAGUUGUAUGCAAUACUUUUGUGACUCUUGGGGAUUUGAUAUAAGAAGAGUGCUUGUUUCUACUUCCCUAAAGGGCCAACGAAGUUCAAAGCUAUAAACACGUUAACACUGCUAGCCGCGCCAUUUUGCAGCAAGGCUUGUCCAGUGUUAAACAUGGCACAGCUUAGGCGCACAAAAAUGCCAUUGGGGGCAUUCAGUGCUAUCUUAGCCUGUUUAUGCUUACAAUGCUUUGGCAUUCCGUUAGAAGAGAACACACUUGAAGAGUUAGGUAAAAACUUCGACAAUAAUGAACGUGAAGGUUAGUAUUCUUUGUUUUUUAGUAUUCUCUGCGAUAUCAAUGCAGUAAAUGUAAACACUGCAUUUGCUGUCCGUUAAAUGACCAGCCUUUGUGAUAUGGCUGUUUUAUCGGCAAAAAAUUUAUCAGGCAUAGUUUUAAAGUGAUUUAUUUGCUUUUAGCCGUAGUUCGUGAUUUUGAACCAGUGAGAGUUUUGAGUUCAUUGUUGAUGCUUGAUUAACUUUGCAAUCUUGAGGAUGUAAAUUUUAUUGGUCGAAAGAAAUUUGUCAAUCAAGAACCUACCAAUCAGCAAGCACAUUUUGCCUGAACAUCUGGUACCUGAUAUGUGCAAGAUGAUUUCGCCAUAUUAGGUGUAAGCCGUGCUGUUGAUUAAGUUUGCGCUUCCGCUGCUUCUUAGCUGACUUCCAAACCAACAUUUGCUGGAUUUUUAUUUCACUUCAAUCGUAAGGCUUUCGCGAUAAGAAUAAAUGACAGAUUAAAUGAUAAUUACUAAAGCUUCGAAAUUUGAGGCGGAAAAUGCAAGGGCACUUCUUGAGACUAGGACCAUGGCACCUUCUGUUACUAGGCCCAUUGAUGAUAACCCCUAGUCUGAGAAUGUUUUUAGGCGUACCAAGCAAAUCAUUAUAUCUCUCUCUGGUAACUCGCUGUUUUUCUGUUCUUUUCAGAGGAAACAAUUUGCUCUUAAUUAAUCAAGUUGUUGGGGGUAUAGGGAAGAAAAUAAUUUUAUCAUAAAUUAGCGGCGAUAUAUUGUAAUUUGUCACUAGUGCGACAGCUUUGGAACUUCUUAUACUCGAAGUAGGGUAUUUAAUAGGAGAUUUAAGAGCACAGUAAACAUGCUUUGUUUUAGCCGCUUACUGGUCCGAAGAUAUAGAGAACAGAAAUGAAGAUGACGAAGAAAUCGAAACGCUGUCUAUAGAUGAUUCGCAUUCUGAUAAAGACUUAGAAGAAGAGGUUUCUGCGAUCGAGAUGUCGAGGAGGAAUUCAAUGCGUCAAGGAUAUCAAGGGCCAAUUAAAAUAAUCAAUCAUGAAGUUUAUAGUCGGAAAAGAUACAGUUGUUGAAACCAUCGCAGAUGACAUGAAACCAAGAGAUAUUAUCAAUGCAAAGGUCAAUUCCUUUGGCAGAGAGGACAAAGAUGAUGCUUUCAUCAUCGGUGACCUCGGUGAUAUCAUCAAUAAGAUCAAGAAAUUCAAGCAACACCUACCCAAUGUUGAGCCAUUCUAUGCUGUGAAAUGCAACAAUGAGCCUACUGUGCUAAACUUUCUUAGUAACAAUGGGCUUGGAUUUGACUGUGCAAGUAAAGUUGAGAUCCAGACAAUGUUGAACCUUGGCGUAUCACCAGAUAGAAUCAUUUUUGCCAACCCCUGUAAGCAGACAUCACACAUCAAGUAUGCAGCAUCAAACAAUGUCAGCAUGAUGACUUUUGAUAAUGAGCAAGAACUACAUAAGAUCAAAGCAAACUACCCGCAUGCUCAGCUUGUUAUACGGAUUAAAGUAGAUGAUUCGAAAUCUCUUUUCCAAUUGGGUGUCAAGUUUGGUGUUCUACAAGGGAAAACAAGACCUCUCUUGGAGGCUGCUAAAAGACUCCAGCUGAAUGUUAUUGGUGUCAGUUUUCACGUUGGUAGUGGCUGUUAUGACUCAGAAGCAUUUUACUAUGCUGUUAAGGCUGCAAGAAAUGUGUUCAAUGAGGGGGAAUCACUUGGUUUCAAUUUCACAUUGUUGGAUAUUGGAGGUGGCUUCCCUGGUAACAAUGCUGCUGCGAUUUCAUUCGAGGAGUCUGCUGAACAGCUGAACCGUGCUUUUGCCAAAUAUUUCCCAGCCAACUGCGGAGUAAGAAUCAUUGCUGAGCCAGGAAGGUUUUAUGUCUCUUCUGCCUACACCAUUGUCUGCAAUAUAACAUCGGUUAGGUCCAUCACUGGUGAAAAUUCAUCCGAAAAGAGUAACCAGAAGGAGGGUUUCAUGUACUAUGUUAAUGACGGUGUCUACGGGUCUUUCAACUGUAUUAAUUUUGAUCACAAUUCUCCUGUUCCAGAGCCUCUUGAACCUUCUGAGGGAAGAAAACUGUUCCCAUCAAUAAUAUGGGGGCCAACCUGCGAUUCAGUGGAUUGUAUUAAAAAGGGCACAAUGCUUCCAGAGAUUUGAUAUCAUGCGAUUUCGAGUGUG
Molecule: messenger RNA, 2566 nt
Organism: Rhopilema esculentum
Lineage: Eukaryota; Metazoa; Cnidaria; Scyphozoa; Rhizostomeae; Rhizostomatidae
Source: RefSeq, a predicted model, not a curated record